AGCAUCCUAAAUAUAUCUAACAAACAACAGUCUCACUUCUAAAAUCAUAUAUUUUUAGAAUACAUAAAAGAUAAAGAAGAAGAAGAAGAUGGUAUCAAUUUCCAGCUCUUCCAAAUCUUCCACAAUCAUGAAGCUGGUGGUGAUGGUGGCUGUGGUCUUGGUGGUGACGGUGGUGGAUGGACAGAGCUGCAAUACCCACUUGAGUGGACUGAACGUGUGUGGUGAGUUUGUAGUUCCAGGAGCAGACACGACGAACCCGAGUGCCGAGUGUUGCAAUGCUCUUGAGGCAGUGCCGAGCGACUGCAUUUGCAACACAUUUCGCAUUGCCUCUAGGCUUCCCACUCGCUGCAACAUCCCUACACUUUCAUGCAACUGAUGAUAUGGACGUUGUUAUAUCUAUGAGAAGCAGGGAGGGAGAUCAACGACAAUAUAGUAUUUAAUGAAUAAAAACUCGAAGUUUUCUUGUUUCGUUCUGCCAGUUGCUGUAAAACCAAUGGGUUUCGAAUAAAAAAUAGAAACUGAAUAAUCUUGAAGUGAAAUUAUAAAUCUUCAGCAAA
Molecule: messenger RNA, 557 nt
Organism: Raphanus sativus (radish)
Lineage: Eukaryota; Viridiplantae; Streptophyta; Magnoliopsida; Brassicales; Brassicaceae
Product: protein 108-like
Exons: 2
Coding region: 89-376 (95 amino acids)
Source: RefSeq, a predicted model, not a curated record